Molecule: messenger RNA, 3597 nt
Organism: Ctenopharyngodon idella (grass carp)
Lineage: Eukaryota; Metazoa; Chordata; Actinopteri; Cypriniformes; Xenocyprididae
Product: N-fatty-acyl-amino acid synthase/hydrolase PM20D1.2-like
Exons: 7
Coding region: 221-1024 (267 amino acids)
Biological process (GO): amino acid metabolic process
Molecular function (GO): hydrolase activity, acting on carbon-nitrogen (but not peptide) bonds, in linear amides
Source: RefSeq, a predicted model, not a curated record
UACACCUAGAAUGGCUUGAGGGUGGAGUGUAUAAAAUCUGGACAACUGGAGUGUAUAAAAUCUCCAUGGCUCUUUAACGUGAUUCUAAUCCACAGCAGCAGAGGGCGCUCGUGCUGCGUUAACAGUGAGGUAUUAGAUAAACAUGAACCCUGAUUCAGGUCAGUCUCAAAUGAAUUAAUUAGUUGUCAUUUAUAAUAUUUAUUUUAAUGUACUUAUUUAUAUGGUUAUAUGUCAGGUGAAUAGCUUACAUGGUGCAGUCAAUAUCGUGAAGCUCCUGAAGAGUCGAGGGGUGAAGCUCCGGUAUGUUUUAGAUGAAGGCCUGGCAGUGCUGGACGGUGUCAUAAGUGGCCUGGAUGGACCUGCUGCCUUAAUAGGUAUCAGUGAGAAGGGUCAGGCCACAGUAAAACUGAGUGUCAGCAGCGCUCCAGGACAUUCAUCCAUUCCGCCCAGAGAGAGCAGCAUUGGCAUCUUGGCUUCAGCUGUCAGAAGGUUGGAGGAAAAUCCGAUGCCCAGACUGUUUGGUUAUGGUCCUGAGCGUGACACAUUUGAACACCUGGCACAAAAGAUUAACAUAAUCCCGUCAUAUGCUGAACCUUUGGUCAAUUUCCGUAUCCACUCAGCCCAAACGCUGCAGGAGGUUAUGGAUUUGGUCAAGUCAACCAUAUCAGAUGAGCGUGUGAAGGUAGAGAUGGUCGAUGGAUUCGACCCACUGCCCAUCAGCUCCUAUGAUGAGCAGGCUUUUGGGUUCCAGGUCAUAAAGAAAACAGUGCAGGUCAUGUUUCCUCAGCUCACAGUGGCCCCUGGUGUAUGUGUUGGCAGCACUGACAGCCAGCACUACAAGGACAUCACCCGAGACAUAUAUCGCUUUGCACCACUGUGGUUCAAACCAGGUGAUCCUCAGAGAUUCCACGGUGUGAACGAGAGAAUCUCCAUCCAAAACUAUCAAGAGAUCGUGCUGUUCUACUUCUACUUUCAACUCAUGCAGAAUAGUGACAUUAGGAAGUUGCCGCCACCUCACACCUAAAACGAACAGAUGUCAUGCUUUGGAAUUCUGUGGAAUUUAUAAGCUUUUUUCUGACCAAAUGAACAUGAAUAUAAAAUCUCCACAAAACAUAUUUUAUUCUAUGUUCACGUACAGUACUGUGCAAAAGUUUGUGGUCAGAUUUAUUUAUUUAUUUAUUUAUUUUUUUUUGGAAAGAAUACUUAUAUUCAGCAGGGAUGCAUUAAUCUGAUCAAACAAGAUUCUAUUCAUCACAGUUUCCCCAAAAAUAUUAAGCAGCACAAUGCUUUUCAAAAUUGAUAAUAAGAAAUAUUUCUUGAGCAGCAAAUCAGCAUGAUUUCUGAAGGAUUUCAUAAUGAUGCUGAAAAUUCAGCUUUGAUCACAGGAAUAAAUUACACUUUAAAAUAUAUUAAAUUAGAAAACCAUUAUUUUAAAUUGUAAUAAUAUUUCACCAUAUUACUGUUUUUAAUGUAUUUUUGAUCAAAUAAAUGUAUCCUUGGUGAGCCUAAGAGAUGUCUUUCAAAAGCAUAAAAAAAACUGACUGACCCCAAACUUUGAAAAAUUACUGUAAAUAUAUUCCCUGCAAACAAGCCUGCACUGUCCCUUUACGGGCCCACUUAGGGCUGCCAGCGCAGGGCCCCUGAGAAUUUGCUCAUUGGCAAAACGUUGGCCCCUUAGCGCUGGCCCUGCAUGGGCAGCCCUCACUUAACCUCCAGGAAGCCUUAGCGCUGUUUUAUUGAAAAUAAUAAAGCUUGAAGUCACCGUUAUGGAGGUAAGCACUUGCUUUAGUUGGGCUCCUGACCCUUGACUUCUUAACUUUAAUGUUUCUGAAGCACGUUUAUUACAGCAAAAGUUGUGAGAGAAAAAAAAACUGAUCUGAUGAUUCAGUCAUCUUGUAGUGUCCAGAUUCACUGAUUUCUAAGAACAUUAUUUAGAUUUAAUGAUUUCACAUUAUAGGAGCUCUAGAAUGUCACUGCAUAAGUUUUUGUCCUGCUUUAAUAUUUUGAAUGUUAAUUCAUGAUGUAGAAGUUAUUCAGACAGGCUCUUGUCGACACAGACAUCAAGCUUCAAGCGUAUGAACCUCAACAAUGGUGACAAUCAACAAAAUAUUCAGAUCAACUCUGAACAUCACAAGACAAGCUACUGAAGGGCCAGCACUAAGGGGCCAACGUUUUGCCAAUGAGCAAAUUCUCAGGGGUCUGUGCUGGCAGCCCUAAGUGGGCCCGUAAAGGGCCAGUGUAGGCUUGUUUGCAGGGUUUCUUCUUUUGCUUGAAAUGAUGCAUUUAAAAUGACAUGAUUGACCACAAAAAUGAAUUUCUUGAAAUUCCUUUCUAUAUAUCUUUAGGUAUGACUGGAUGAGUUAACAUUUUAAAUACAAAUUGCUAGGUUACUCAUGCCAUACCAGUGUAAAUAUAAGAUAGCAGAAUACAGUAAGUAACAUUUCCUGCCUUAUUGAGGUUUGUUUACAAUUAUUUUUUUUUACAGUUAUUUUAGUUUUAAAAGUUAUGCAUUAGCUUUAAAAGUUAUGUAUGCAUCUUCUGUCCAUGUAAAAUACGCCUUCCAAUAUUUCAGUUUUCUCAAGAUUUUCUUGUUAUUGAAAAAAAAGCUGUUGUGUUAGUGCUGGGUAACUCAAGGUUAAUUUUGAGGCCAGCAGCAGCACUUACAGAGUAACUCUGUAAAUGAAGGACGUCUGGUCAGCUGGGUUUACAGUUUGCACACACAACCUCUGGCUUGCCUACACUCUGCUCCUAUUCACUAAAUAGAAUAUCUUAGAUUUUGCAUUUUUAUGUAAUAUUUCACAAGGAGUCUGCUGUAUGUCCAGAGUUUGUAUUUUUGACUUUGCUCUGUCACACUGUCAAUGAUUAAUAGUCAAACGUUACAUGAAAAGUAUUCAGUAUUCAGAUGUUUAUGGAGCUGGCUGAGAUGAUAGUUGCCCUAUACAGAAGUACUGUAGACUCCUGCAAAGCCGUCAAGAUGCAGAGAGCAGAUAAAGACUCCUCCAGAAGGACCUUUUGACACCGUCUUUAUGUAGUUUAUAACCUCUUAUGUAUUUUACCUUUGUUUCAUUGCUUUCAUUGGUGUCAAAAUCUAGUCAAUAUUUUCCCUGGCUGCAUCGCCUUACUGUUCCUUAAACAUUUUUAUUUAUUGGUUUAAAGAGUAGUAAAAUAGGCAUUAUUCAUUAAAGCUGCUGUCCGUAACGUUUUUUGUGUUCAAAAUUGUUUACCAGAUCUGAGCCACAAGCAGGCCAUAGCAAUGCCACAUGUCAGAGCAAAGAAAUAAACCAGAACUGGACCUUAUCUGAGCCACAAAGUCUUCAUAUAUGAUUUAUAGAAUCAUCUUAGCAAUAACAAGCCUUUUAACAAGCAGAAUCACUGAAGGAAAGAAGAGAACAGAAAAAAAGAGACAAACAGAAACACAAGAGCUACAACUGACUACAGCCACAGCCUCAGAUGAAAUCAACUGAAGAUAAAAGAAUACAUUAAAUCUCUCAACUCCACAAACAGCAUUACAGCUUCACAUAUUACUAACCACAUUGACUUUAUUUCUGUCAUUCAUCUACUGAAGUGCUUAUUGAGAAUUAAAAGAAGUUUAACGUU